Molecule: messenger RNA, 2667 nt
Organism: Aureobasidium namibiae CBS 147.97
Lineage: Eukaryota; Fungi; Ascomycota; Dothideomycetes; Dothideales; Saccotheciaceae
Product: subtilisin-like protein
Exons: 4
Coding region: 1-2667 (888 amino acids)
Biological process (GO): proteolysis
Cellular component (GO): cell wall; cytosol; membrane
Molecular function (GO): tripeptidyl-peptidase activity; serine-type endopeptidase activity
Source: RefSeq, a predicted model, not a curated record
AUGUUGUUCAACGUCGUCACUCUUUUGGCUCUUGCCCCUUCUGUUCUUGCUGCAAUCACAGACAAUGGUGACAAGAAGAAGCGCAGUGUUGUCCCUGGUGGAUACAUUGUCGAAUUCGAGGAUGUCAUGUCCAUUGCAUCUGAUACCAAAUCCAGUUUUUACUCCGAUCUUUCAGACAAGCAAAUGAACCCUACUCACCGCAUGGAUCUCUCUUCUUCCAUCUUCAAGGGGCUCUCGUUCCACGUUGAUACAGGCCUCGACCAGGCAGUGGUGGCUUCAGAUAUUCAAGCCAUGCCCAUUGUACGCAAGGUCUGGCCUAUCUCACUCUACGACAAGCAAGAUUUCGCAACCGCUCCUUGGACCAAUGGAUCAAACUCUUCAUCCUCUUCUGAUACCUUCUCUACUCACAUUAUGGGCCAUGUCGACAGACUGCACGCUGAAGGCUUGACCGGAAACGGCACUUUUGUUGCUAUCAUUGACACUGGUAUUGACUACAACCACCCGGCCCUUGGUGGCUGUUUCGGCCCUGGAUGCAAGGUCGCCCAUGGAUAUGAUUUGGUCGGUGAUAACUAUGAUGGUACAAACAUCCCUGUGCCCGACCCUGACCCGUACUCUGGUUGUAAUGAGCACGGAACUCACGUUGCCGGUAUCGUAGCGGCCGGCACUAACCCUUACAACUUCACUGGUGUCGCUCCCGAUGCAACUCUCGGUGCUUACAGAGUCUUUGGAUGCUCCGGAAGCUCUGGCGACGACGUCCUGAUCGAUGCCUUCACCCGUGCAUACGAAGAUGGAGCCGAUAUCAUCACUGCCAGUAUCGGUGGCCCCAACGGCUGGACUGAGGAGCCAUGGACUGUGGUAGUCUCACGCAUCGUUGCGGCUGGGACCCCUUGCACUCUUGCCGCCGGCAACGACGGCUCUGAAGGCCUAUUCUACGGUUCAUCUGCCGCAGACGGUAUUGGUGUCAUCGCUGUUGGAUCUAUCGACAACAUCGAAUCUCCCGUAUUCACCACUUACGGCAGAUACAGCAUCGAUAACUCAACUAAUGGUCAAUUCGGCUACCUGGCGGCUGCUAUCGGCAUGCCCAACGUCAGCCUUCCCCUCUGGGCUGUCAGCAAGGACAGCACUAACGCUGCCGAUGCUUGUGAGCCUCUGCCUGCCGAUACUGCCGAUCUUUCCGGAAAGCUUGUUCUUAUUCGUCGUGGUACCUGUACCUUCGAUACCAAGGCCGCAAACGUCGCUGCCUUUGGAGCACAGUACAUCCUGUUCUACAACAACGCCCCCAGUCUUACUUCUCCCAGCGUCACUGAUCCUGAUAUCAUUGGAGCAGCCAUGGUCUCCGCUGACCAAGGUGUCUCUUGGGCUGCUAGUCUUGCUGCCGGUUCUGCUGUCCAGGUCAGCAUUGACGGCAAAUUGACUGUCUUCUCCAGCCCGCCCAACAACGUCACUGGUGGCCACAUGUCUACCUUCUCGAUGUGGAACCCUACCAACGAAGCCUACGUCAAGCCCGAAAUUUCUGCUCCUGGUGGUAACAUUCUGUCAACCCUUCCUCUUGAGCAAGGCGGCUACGGUGUCUUGUCCGGCACUUCUAUGGCCACUCCUUUCGUUGCUGGUGUUGUUGCGCUCAUGAAGCAGGCUCGUCCUGACCUCGACCCCUACACUAUUCGUAGCAUCCUCGGCACUACUGGCCAUCCCGUCACCUUCAACGAUGGCAAGACCACCUACAACUACCUAGCUCCUGUCGUUCAGCAGGGAGGCGGCGAGGUCGACGCUUUUGCUGCCGUCCACACGUCAACCGUUAUUGACGUCGCCAACCUCGCUUUUAACGACACAGCUCAUUUUGUCAAGGAGGCAAACUUCACCAUCACCAACCGUGGUAGCAGCGAUGUUACCUACAACUUCGACUAUGUCAAUGCUGCCACUGCUUACACGCUUCCUGAUGAUGGCAGCACCCAGCCUCAAACCUUCCCUCCGGACCUCGUCACCUCUGGAGCAACCGUGCACUUGAGCUCUGGUAGCUUGAGUGUCGCAGCUGGCAAGUCCGAGGUUGUUAUCGUCACUCUGGAGCUUCCCAAAGAUCUCGCAACUGCUCGCAUUCCCGUUUACUCUGGGUUCAUCGACAUCAAGGGUAGCAACGGCGAUUCUCUUAGCCUGCCUUAUGCCGGUGUCGCAUCUUCGCUCAAGGAUGCCACUGUCCUUGACCCUAGCACUGGAUACCCCUACAUCACCAGCACCUCCGACAACACCUUCGUUCCUCUGAACUCUAGCACUGUCUUCACCAUCUCGAUCGCCAACACCACCAUUAACGGCACUACCGACAACUCGACCGGACUCCUGAUCCCCAACUUGAGAAUCGGUCUCGUCAUGCCUUCAUCUCUCAUUCGUGCAGAUCUUAUCCCCUCAAACUCCACCCUCGGCACUUACACUAACACUACUACUAUUCUUGGUGUCAAGACCCUUGGUGCUAUCGCCGGCACACCCUCCGUUUACCAACCUAGAGCCAAUGCCUGGAGUACCGCUUUCUAUGGUGUUCUUGACGAUGGAACCAGAGUUGCGCCCGGAACUUACUCUAUCCUUGUUCGCGCCUUGAGAAUUUUCGGAGAUGCGACAAACCCUGAUGAUUAUGAUAGUGCUCAGACUGAUCCUUUCACGAUCAGAUAUGUUCAUUGA